GCCAUGUGGAUCCAGGAGAGGAUGACCUGCAGACAGCCUUCCGGGAAACACAAGAAGAGGCUGGUCUUCAGGCCAGUCAGCUCACCCUCAUAGAGGGGUACAAAAAAGAACUGCACUAUCCUGUCCGUGGCAAACCGAAGACCGUCAUUUACUGGCUGGCAGAAAUGAAGGACUGUAACACCGAAAUCAAGCUCUCAGAGGAGCACCAAGCUUUCCAAUGGCUGAAGCUGGAGGAUGCUUGCAAAUUUGCAGAAUAUGAGGACAUGCAAGCAACACUGAAAGAAGUACAUCAAUUUCUCUGCUCCAAAGAAUAA
Phaethon lepturus (White-tailed tropicbird) is the source of this 314-nucleotide messenger RNA. It is a transcript of the gene NUDT2, whose product is annotated as nudix (nucleoside diphosphate linked moiety X)-type motif 2. Gene Ontology annotation, molecular function: bis(5'-nucleosyl)-tetraphosphatase (asymmetrical) activity. Gene Ontology annotation, biological process: ATP biosynthetic process; AMP biosynthetic process. Lineage: Eukaryota; Metazoa; Chordata; Aves; Phaethontiformes; Phaethontidae. The record is from RefSeq and is a predicted model, not a curated record. The annotation marks the transcript as partial. The transcript has a single exon.